Messenger RNA from Gigantopelta aegis, 1004 nucleotides. RefSeq names its product ubiquitin-like protein ATG12. Gene Ontology annotation, cellular component: cytoplasm; phagophore assembly site membrane; Atg12-Atg5-Atg16 complex. The record is from RefSeq and is a predicted model, not a curated record. Bases 36 to 485 code for a protein of 149 amino acids. Lineage: Eukaryota; Metazoa; Mollusca; Gastropoda; Neomphalida; Peltospiridae. Gene Ontology annotation, biological process: C-terminal protein lipidation; nucleophagy; autophagosome assembly. The transcript is spliced from 4 exons.
GCGGAACGUAAUAGAAAACCUGUCCAGUUUGAGAUAUGUCUGAUGCGGAAGAAGCCGCUUCAGAUUCCAAAGGAAGCGAUGAAAAUCAGUUGCAGAUAGAUGCUAAAAGUACAAACACCUCGUCCAGCGAUCAAACCCAAACAACAGAAAGCUCACAAAACGACGAGAUCCCCAAAGUAGCGAAGUCAAAACCCAAAACCGACAAAGGCUCGAAAGGAGAAAAAGUUGAUGUUUUGUUGAAAGCUACUGGAGAUGCCCCAAUUUUAAAAACAAAGAAGUGGGCUGUCUUUCGUACCAAGAAGAUAAGUUGGGUGUGUGAGUUUAUUAAAAAGCUGAUGAAGUUAGACCGUUCAGAUUCACUUUUCUUCUAUGUUAAUCAGACAUUCUCUCCCUCACCUGACACAGAAGUUGGAGUUCUUUUUGAUUGUUUUGGAAGUGACGGAAAACUUGUUUUACACUACUGCCUCACACAGGCCUGGGGAUGACAACAUUACUUGGGUAUUGUGCUUAUAAAAUGAAGUGUGGAAAGACGGCAUGCAGUGUUGGUCAAAGAGUGAUUUAUUUAUUAUAACUGCUGUGUUCAGGUUUCUGCAUUCUGUGAUCAUAUGAUGAACAGACACAAUGAACAGUGCACCAUGUCCUACAAUAUCCAGUGAAACCAUCAAUGGAUAUUUUCAAACUUAAUGCAGCACAGUGAGGUUUUCAGGGCUAGCUCUGGAUGAGCAAAAUAUUUCGCCAAAUUGUCUAUUAAACUUUAAAAAUUACAGAAAUCGACAGUUAUUUUCUUUAAAAAAUGUCAAUUACCGGUAUUACAUGAAAUUAUUUUGCCAAAUUAAAAUAAAAUUUGCCAACUGCUUUCGAAAUUUGCAAAUGGCAAAUGCGAAUGCCAGAGCAAGCCCUGGUUCUGCAAAAUUUCAUGCAUAUUUACCUUCAGUCAGUGGAAUUGAUUAACAGUUGAUGUAUUGCAUAUGUUUGGUAAUUGUCAAAUAAAAGAAUAAAAUAUU